This is a messenger RNA of Onthophagus taurus, 771 nucleotides long. The record is from RefSeq and is a predicted model, not a curated record. NCBI's taxonomy places the organism in Eukaryota, Metazoa, Arthropoda, Insecta, Coleoptera, Scarabaeidae.
GAUAGUAAAUUAAUUUAAUCUUAAUUUUAUGUAUUAUUCUUAUGAUGUAUAUUUGCCAAACAACUUCAGGUCCGUCAAUUCGCGGACGAUAAAGUAGAACGCUGUACCGAUUUAUUAAAUUUAGGUUAGAAUCUUUGUUUAUGUUAUAUUUCUAAAUCGUCUUUUUAAAACAUUUCGAUGUCAAUUAGAAUGCCAUAUUUAUGCGCAGUAAAGAACUGCAAAAGCGCAAAUUAUAAAGAUUGUAACGUAUCGUUUUUUUCGUUCCCCUCCGAUCCGGUUAUAAGGGCAAAAUGGAUAAAAAUAGUCCCAUUUAAAACAUCUUUCACCCCAACAAAACGAGUGUGUUCGAAACAUUUCAAUAAAUCCGACUUCAUUGUUGGAACAUGCAUCAAGCGAUUAAAAAAAACAGCGGUACCGAGUGUUUUUUCAUCAAGUAUUAAAGAAGAAAAACCUUUAUUUGUGUCUUAUAAUGAAAAUUUAAAUGAAGUUGUGUGGAUUGACGACGAUUUGGAAGAUUAUGAUCAAUUAAAAGAACAAAUAUCAAUGAUACAAGAUCCCCUUGCGGAGGAAACUUUAAUAAACAUCAAAAAUACCUCAAAUGAUGAUUAUGAUACAUUAAAAGAUGAGAAUAACCAAUUAAAAAGUAAAAUAAAAAUGUUAGAGGACGAAGUGAUGCAUCUCAAAAAUGAGGUUAAACACUUGAAGAAAUUAAAUAGAAAUACGCACAAAUUUACUUGGUAAUUUUUGUAAAAAUAUUAAUAAAGAAUUAAA